Molecule: messenger RNA, 1806 nt
Organism: Aspergillus luchuensis
Lineage: Eukaryota; Fungi; Ascomycota; Eurotiomycetes; Eurotiales; Aspergillaceae
Product: CobW domain protein
Exons: 5
Coding region: 1-1806 (601 amino acids)
Source: RefSeq, a predicted model, not a curated record
AUGAUCGACUCCGGCAAAGAAUCCCUCCACCCAGCAAUCCCCAACAAUGCAUUGGAGAGCCCAGCUCCUACAUCCAAGAGGAGAAAGUUGCCUGUUACUCUCCUCUCUGGAUUCUUAGGAAGCGGCAAAACUACCCUCCUCGAACACAUCCUCCUCUCGCCUGACCAUGGCCUCCGCAUCGCAGUCAUAGUGAAUGACAUGAGCAGUCUCAACAUCGACGCAACUCUAAUCAAACACCACCACACCGUCUCGCACACAAAAGAAUCCCUUAUCCAGCUGCAAAACGGCUGUAUAUGCUGCACUCUCCGCGGGGAUUUACUCGCCGAGCUAGCACGACUCGCAUCGCAAGAUGGAGUCGAGUACGUCGUGAUCGAAAGCACGGGGAUUAGUGAGCCGAUGCAGGUGGCUGAGACGUUCACCGCGGAGUUCGGGGCCGCGAUGUUGGAGGCGGAUGGGGAUGGGAGUGGAGCUGAACAGCAGGUGUUGAGUGUGGAGGAGAGGAGGGUUAUUGAGGAUAUUGUCAAACAAGGCGGCCUACACACCCUCACCAGCCUCGACACAACCGUAACCGUCAUCGACGCAUUCAAUCUCUACUCGAAUCUCGAUACCGCAGAGUUCCUCUCAGAUAGAUAUACCUCUGGGGAAGUCAUCCCGGAAGAUGAGAGAACCAUCUCCGAUCUAAUGGUCGAUCAGAUUGAGUUUGCGGAUGUGAUUAUCAUCAAUAAGAUUGAUCUUGUUGAUAAGGUUGCCAAGGACAAAAUCCACACGUUGAUUAAAUUACUUAACCCCGCUGCGAAGGUCUUGGAGGCGAAGUACUCCAAGAUUGAUGUGCGGGAGAUUCUGGACACGGGGAGGUUUGAUUUCGUUAAGGCGGCGAGUGGUGCCGGUUGGUUGAGGAGUCUGCAUGAGAUGAGUCGGUUGAGUACGGGGAAUGGGGAGAGGGUGGCGCCGAAGCCGGAGACGCUUGAGUAUGGCAUUAAUAACUUUGUGUAUACGGCUAGACGGCCGUUUCAUCCACGCAGGCUGUUCAAGUUGCUGCAUGAUAAGUUUAUUAUUUUGCAGAAUGCGGCUGGUGAGGAUGGUGAUGACGACGACGAGGAAGAAGAGGGAGAAGAUGACGUUGAUGAUGAAGAGAUGAAAGAUGACGAUGAAGACAACACCGAAGACGAGGAAGAAGACGACGAUGAAGACAUCACCUCCAUCCCACCCGAAACCAUCCUGUCCAACAAACGCUCCGAUCCCAUCCUCGCCCCCAUCCUCCGCUCCAAAGGCUUCUUCUGGCUCGCCACCCGCCCAUACCAAUUCGGCGAAUGGAGUCAAGCCGGCGCCAUGCUGACAUUAGGCUGUGGUGGCGGGUGGUUCGCCGAACUACCUGACGAAGCAUGGCCGGAGGAUGCGGACGUGCGCAAGUCCAUUGAAGAUGACUUCAAGGGCGAAUGGGGCGAUCGACGUCAGGAGAUUGUGUUUAUUGGUGAGGGUAUUGAUACAACGGCGAUUAAAAAGCUGCUUGAUGAGUGUCUGUUGGACAAAAAGGAGAUGAAGAAGUGGGAGAAAGUGAUGCGGACAAAGGGUGUUAAGAGGGCGGAGAAGCAGGAGAUCAUGGCGGGGAUUUGGGAGGAUGGAUGGGAGGAUUGGCCGGAUUUGGAGGAUGAUGAUAUCAAAGAUGAGGAGGAGGAGGUAAAGGGGGAGAAGAGUGGGAAGAGGAAGGCGAGUGAGCUGUUGAAUGGUCAUGGACAUGGCCAUGCUCAUGGGCAUUCUCAUGCACAUGGACCGGGGCAUAAGAGUCGACCAGUGGUCAAGAAGUGA